Messenger RNA from Cebus imitator (Panamanian white-faced capuchin), 1399 nucleotides. RefSeq names its product BCL10 immune signaling adaptor (gene BCL10). NCBI's taxonomy places the organism in Eukaryota, Metazoa, Chordata, Mammalia, Primates, Cebidae. The record is from RefSeq and is a predicted model, not a curated record. Bases 242 to 943 code for a protein of 233 amino acids. Gene Ontology annotation, molecular function: protein kinase B binding; transcription coactivator activity; kinase activator activity. Gene Ontology annotation, biological process: apoptotic process; adaptive immune response; canonical NF-kappaB signal transduction. Gene Ontology annotation, cellular component: cytosol; CBM complex. The transcript is spliced from 3 exons.
GCUCCACGGAGCUCGGCGUCGCUACGCGUAGAUUUGCGACGCCGUCGACCCCAGAGGCGGGGCCGGAAGCGCUACGGUUUGACCCCCAGCUCUGUUCCCGAAGAGGCGGCAGUCUUUCUCCCGACCCGCUCCGCCUCCUCGCCUUCUCUCCCAUUACCUGGAGGCCGAAGCCCUCAGUCAGGGCGGGGCGGCGCAGCGCGAGCUCCCAGACCCGGAAGAAGCGCCAUCACCCGCCUCCACCAUGGAGCCCACCGCGCCGUCCCUCACCGAGGAGGACCUCACUGAAGUGAAGAAGGACGCCUUAGAGAAUUUACGUGUAUACCUGUGUGAGAAAAUCAUAGCUGAGAGACAUUUUGAUCAUCUACGUGCAAAAAAAAUACUCAGUAGAGAAGACACUGAAGAAAUUUCUUGUCGAACAUCAAGUAGAAAACGGGCUGGAAAAUUGUUAGACUACCUACAGGAAAACCCAAAAGGUCUAGACACCCUUGUUGAAUCUAUUCGGCGAGAAAAAACACAGAAUUUCCUGAUACAGAAGAUUACAGAUGAAGUGCUGAAACUUAGAAAUCUAAAACUAGAACAUCUGAAAGGACUGAAAUGUAGCAGCUGUGAACCUUUUCCAGAUGGAGCCACGAAUAACCUCUCCAGAUCAAAUUCAGAUGAGAGUAAUUUCUCUGAAAAACUGAGGGCAUCCACUGUCAUGUACCAUCCAGAAGGAGAAUCCAGCACGACGCCCUUUUUUUCUACUAAUUCUUCUCUGAAUUUGCCUGUUCUAGAAGUAGGCAGGACUGAAAAUACCAUCUUCUCUUCAACUACACUUCCUAGACCUGGGGACCCAGGGGCUCCUCCUUUGCCACCAGACCUGCAGUUAGAAGAAGAAGGAACUUGUGGAAACUCUAGUGAGAUGUUUCUUCCCUUAAGAUCACGUACUGUUUCACGACAAUGACACUUUAUUUCCUUUUAGUUUUUAAUAAUGACAAAAAAUGUUUUAAAGAAUAUGAAUCUUCUUUUAAUACUGCUGUAAUGAUUUGUUUACAUUUGACACAUAUCUUUUAAAAUGCAAUGUAAGCAUACCUUGUAAAUAGAAUUUUUAGAAUAAAAAAGCAUACUUUUAGGAUAGCUAACUAGAUCAUGUACUUUUUAGUAAUUUCUUUUUUUCCUUUUUUUAAGGUCUUUCAGUAUUUUUUUAAAUAUUUUAUAUUUUCAGACUAAUUUUAAUAGGGACUAUAUCUCUGUUUGAGAAUAGACUCUUACACUGGGAAUAACUUUUUUUUCUGAGUACAUUUGUGCUAGAAAUGUUCGGUCUAACAGUCUUUGCUAGCCAUUAAGCAGAAAAUUUUCAGCAUUAAGCUGUUCCUGUUCAGUAAUAAAACCAAUCACUGAUUAGAAAACUACCAAUAUA